CUUCGUAGGUUCGCGCGGAAAGUUCAUGCUUGUCGCUGAGUUGUCCUGUUAUUUAGAAAUGUGGCAACUUUUGAUAUAAAGUUAUAAUUUCUUUAAAAUAUUUAUGUAGACUGUUUAACAGUCAGGGGUCUGUGUGGAAAAGAGUCUCAAAGCUGCUGUAUUCGAAUGAAAUUGUCACUUUCUCUCUCAUCCGGUGUAAAAUAUGAGUCCACAGAAGCGCACAGUGGAGUCAGGAGCUUUAGAAGUGCGGUUUGUUGGGGAUAAAGAUGUCCUGGAUCACAUUGUGGAGAAACAUGAAGGGUCAAAGGCCCCACCGAGUUCAGUCCAAACUCUUGCAAGCCUGAAGAGCCCUAGAAAGCCAUCAGCAGGCCCUGUGGAAGAAGAAGAGGAUGAAGAGGGUGUUUUUAAUGAGCAAAACUAUGUAGAGGCACUUGGCACACAAGAUGGAGAUGAGGAUGGAUCAGCAACUGCAGGAGCUUCGGUGUUCACUUUCCAGUCUAUUAAACGGUCCAAUAAAAUGGCACAAGUGGCGUCAGAAUGGGCGCGUACUCCUGGAAAAAGUGUCAAAUUUAGCACUCCUGAUAGUCCAGAGGAGCCACCUAGCCCUGCCCGUGCAUCCUCUAAGAAGUCGGUGACGCAAAACAAAACUCCUCAAAAGGGGAAGAAAGUACAGUUUGUUUCCACGACUCCACACAGACUGAGAAAGAGAAUAUCAGCUCCUAAUCUAAAGUCAGACAGUGACAGUGAUUUCUCCCCCUCAAACUCUGAGGAAGAGGACGAUGAUCAUGAAGAUGAGGAGGAAAAAGGAGAAAAGAAUGAAGCUCAGCCCAAAACACCCAGUAAGACGUCUACAGUUGCUGCUGCGCUUUACAAGACGCCUGCCAAGAAAAGCAAGAAAGCACCCGAGCCCAGCCUGGUGGAGGAAUACUUUGAAGCUCACAGCAGCUCGAAGGUGCUCACGUCAGACCGAACCCUGCAAAAGCUCCAGACCCCAAAACUGGAUCGGGAAACUCUGCUGCGGUUGCUGGAUGGAAAGCCCUCCUGUUAUACACACGAAAUCACUCAACUGAAUAAGAAACACGAGAAGAAUUUUAGCAAAUGGAUGCUGCAGUUACAGAUGGGAUUCAACAUACUGCUGUAUGGCCUGGGUUCAAAAAAGCUUCUAAUGGAGAAGUUCCGCACUACCAUGCUGUCUGACUCCAUGCAUCUGGUGGUCAACGGCUUCUUCCCAAGCAUCACCCUCAAAUCGAUUUUAAACUCCAUCACUGGUGAGAUGCUGGAGCAUGAUGGGAGUUUUCGGACCCCAACGGACCAAAUAGACUUCAUUAUGAAAACCCUUAAAAAAGACCCGGAUAACCACAUCUACCUGAUCAUCCACAACAUUGAUGGCCCCAUGCUGCGUGGUGAAAAGAACCAGCAGGCCUUGGGACAGCUGGCAUCCAUUCCCAACAUGCACCUGCUUGCCUCCAUAGAUCACAUCAACGCCCCACUCGUAUGGGACCACUCAAAGAUGUGUGUGUUUAACUGGCUGUGGUACGAGACGACUACCUUCCUUCCGUACACAGAAGAGACAUCAUACGAGAACUCUCUCCUGGUGCAGCAGACAGGAGCGCUGGCCCUUAGCUCGCUUACACACGUCCUGCGCAGUCUCACACCAAAUGCUAGAGGAAUAUUCAGAUUACUGGCUGAAUUCCAGCUGGAGAACAAAGACAAUACUUCAUACUCGGGUUUGUCUUUUCAAGAUUUUUACCAGCGUUGUCGUGAGGCCUUCCUGGUAAACAGUGACAUCACACUGAGAACUCAGCUGACAGAGUUCAGGGAUCACAAGCUGAUCAGAACCAAGAAGGGAGCUGAUGGAAUAGAGUACCUUCUGAUCCCUGUGGAUGCAGGAACUUUAACUGACUUUCUGGAGAAGGAGGAUGUCGAGUAAACAGGGCAGGAAAAAAAAAAAAAGAUUACUGACUGACUGAAUGCCUGUCUGUGGGCAGCGUUUAUUCACCUGUUCUGGUUACUGUGGAUAGGCAGCAGUAAGCUGGCAAAGACUGCCAUAUGGCAUGCAGAGACUCAGAUGGACAGAACCAGAUGUCAUGCACUGCUGAAGUCCAACUGAAACAAGCCAACUCUGAAAAGUAUUUCAAGCACUGAAAUAGAAUCAGACAAUUUUUUGUAAACCUUUAUUAUGUAUAGAUAUGUAAUAAAUAUGAUGCAUUGCAGUUUAUUUACAUAUAAAAAUAUGAUCAGCAACUAUA
Messenger RNA from Clarias gariepinus (North African catfish), 2249 nucleotides. RefSeq names its product origin recognition complex, subunit 2 (gene orc2). Gene Ontology annotation, biological process: DNA replication. NCBI's taxonomy places the organism in Eukaryota, Metazoa, Chordata, Actinopteri, Siluriformes, Clariidae. The coding region runs from base 203 to 1930 and encodes 575 amino acids. The transcript is spliced from 17 exons. Gene Ontology annotation, cellular component: nuclear origin of replication recognition complex; nucleus. Gene Ontology annotation, molecular function: DNA replication origin binding. The record is from RefSeq and is a predicted model, not a curated record.